Messenger RNA from Argentina anserina (silverweed cinquefoil), 330 nucleotides. RefSeq lists its product as uncharacterized. The transcript has a single exon. The coding region runs from base 1 to 330 and encodes 109 amino acids. The record is from RefSeq and is a predicted model, not a curated record. NCBI's taxonomy places the organism in Eukaryota, Viridiplantae, Streptophyta, Magnoliopsida, Rosales, Rosaceae.
AUGGCAAGGACAACGGCCACUAUGGAGGAACCCAUUCUGUCGGGGCUGGACCGCCUCGACAUCAUGCUUCGGCAGCUGGAGGAAAUUAAGAGGUGCAAUCACAUCCAUCAAUCCUCACACUCGGCAAAAUUCUCUUGUGAAUCCACACCGUCCAGUGGAACCCUAACCAGCGAUUAUGCGCAGGUAUGGUCGACGGCGUUGUCCGCCGACCACUUCUCUCCCAAGAGCCUAGAGAAGCACUGCUGUCCAAUUCAGAACGUGAUGAUGGAGACAGGUGCCAAGGGGACGCUGAUUGAGAGGCUAGAUCAUGUGGAGGUUGUUUUACAAUAA